Messenger RNA from Dimorphilus gyrociliatus, 1672 nucleotides. NCBI's taxonomy places the organism in Eukaryota, Metazoa, Annelida, Polychaeta, Dinophilidae. The record is from the annotation of a GenBank genome assembly.
GAUGAGCUCAUCGUCAUUGGAUUCUCCCAAUACAAGUAGACGGAGGAGGGCCGAAUAUAUACCUGUUUCCCUGGAGGUAGUUCGAGCUAGGAUAAUGAGAGCUAUUUAUAAUGUUGAAAAGGAGUGCCAUAUAUUUUCGGAAAGAUAUUUAAGUGGGCCACCGCCUGAUACCGAAAAAUGGCUGGAUAGUAUGGAGAAGAUUGCAUCAAAUUCAGGAAAGAAACUAUCAGAGUUAGAAGACUAUAAAGACUUCGAACCGUUACAAUCAAAAUCAAGGGUUGAAACAAAAGAGUAUGGUCAAUUACGAACUAUGUGCGAGAGGGGGAGGGUAUAUGAAUAUAUUAGUUUUUCGCUGAAAAAUGACUUAUACGACGCCUACACUCACCAAUUGAAACCUUACUGUUUAAGCUUUUAUCAAGAAGCAGAGGGCUAUGACCUAAAGCCUAUAGACGAACAAGAAAGAAAAAUUUCUCAAUGGGAUAGUGAUAUAAGAGAAAGAUUCCAAGAACUCGAUUCUACACUUGAUGAGAUGGAUACAUAUGGUGCUCCUGGUCCCAUUACGAAAUAUAUCAAUAACUAUGAUCGAGUUUAUGAUCUAAUGAAGGAAAUAGUCGAACGCUUAAGAAGGGUUUGCGAACCAAUGAAAAGAUGGGUCACCUCGGAUGCGACUUAUACGAGGAAAAUUCAACAAGAAAUAAACAUGUAUAAUAAAAAGAAAUUGGAGUUGAGAGAUGUCCUAAAAGCUCUUGAAGCUGAACGAGAUCGUCUGGAGCUGAAAUCGAAAAGGAAGUCGCUGCAGGCGUCUAAAGUUGAGAGAUUUCUAACAGAAGCUAGGGACGAGAAACGUUACUUUAAGAGGAGGGAAUUAGAUGCUCGAGAACACAGGAAUAAUGUGGCUCGCGACAGGGAUAAUAAAUGGAGAGAUUUGGAGAAAUGUCGCCAUAAAAUGCAAACGAGAAAAGAAAAUUCGCCGACAGUUUUUAAUUAUUUAUCUUCUACAACGGAAAAUUUAAAAGAUGAAAUCAGAAGAUUAGACGGAAAAGGUGAAGUUAUUGAUACUCAAAUAACAACUCUUCAAGCGGAACAAGAUAGAAUUGAUAGGGAUAUUUUAAGAUUAAGAUCAGAACUAGAUACCGCUUUUAAAUCUCAGGAAAUAGCCGCUGGACAGUUAGAAAGACAAAAUCAGGAUAUGGAAUUGGUUCUCGCAGAUAUUCAAUUACACUCUAAUAGAGUAACCAUCCUAAAGCGUAUUCGAGAAUUAAAAUUACAUUCGGACACAGUAAAAAAGAUCUAUCACUAUGGAUACACGCCAGGCAUGCUGACUCACGAAAAGGACGAAUUGGAAGAGGCAUUUAAAUUGGCAUCGGAAGAUGUUGGUAAAGAUUGGGUUUGGCUUUAUCAUAAGCUACCAUUCGCACCGCCUAGAGAUUAUAGAUCAAGAUCACAAGAUCUAGAGGUGAUUGACCUAAGUAAUAGGCGUUUAGAUGGUGGAUUCAAGAUUCUAACAGUCAAAUGUUUAGAAAAGUGGCGUCGUCUGAGUAUGAAUGCAUCGGUUCCACUUCUCGUUUCAACGUUGAAAAAGAUAAAGAAAAGAGAGGCCGCUCGAAAAAUAGAACGCCAAUUAACUAAGUCGCCAAGUGUCACCAAUGAACAUCACGUUGUCGUAACGUGA